AGGUGGCGCUGCAGUAACACCUGACAGAAGAUGCGACGGGUGUGCUGGGUCUUCAGAUGGCUGGGGACGGGGAUCGGACUCCUCACUUUAAUCACCUACAGCUGGUCACUGGACAACACAGAAGUAUGCAAAUUGUCCAGAACUGGUCCACCUGCAACCAUUGUAACCAUAGAAGAGGAGAGCCCGAAUGGGACAGUGCUGGUUGAGAAUAUGCAGAUCAAUGGAAGAGCUGAAGACCCAGGCAGAAGCAUUUACUUAUCCCUGAGAAACAACUAUGACCACUGGGUGAUCUUGGAUGCCAAACGGCAGACACUGUUCCUAAACAGCACGGGCCGAGUUCUGGACAGAGAUCCCCCUGCCUCUAUCCAGUCCAUCGUAGUGCAGGUCCAGUGUACCAAUGUGCUGGUCGGUACGGUCAUCCAGCACGAAGUCCGCAUUGUGGUGAAGGAUCGCAACGACAACACCCCGCGCUUCCAGCAACCUAGCUACUACAUACCCGUCAACGAGCUCACUCCGAUCGGGACCACCAUCUUCACCGGGUUUUCCGGAAACGGCGCCACGGAUAUCGACGACGGGCCGAACGGUCAGAUCUCGUACUCCAUCCUGUACGACCCCAACGACCCGAGUUUAAACAGUACCUUCAGCAUCCCACUACCUCUGUCUGGAGCAGUGGUGCUGAGAGAGAGGCUCAACUAUGAGGAGAGGACCCGCUACCUGGUCGUCAUUCAGGCUAACGACCGUGCCCUGUAUUUUCUCAACCGGAGGACCACCACUACAACGCUGACAGUGGACGUGCUGGACGGAGAUGACCUGGGGCCCAUGUUUCUGCCCUGCACCCUGGUCAACAACACCCGCGACUGCAGACCCAUCAUCUUCAGAGCGGCCAUACCAGAGCUCACUGACCCAAGCAGAAUUAACCCGGUCAACGUCACACCCAACAUCCGGGCAGUGGAUCAAGACCGGAACAUCCAGCCUCCCUCCGAUCGGCCCGGUGUCCUGUUCUCCAUCCUGGUCGGCAAACCGGAGAACUACGGCGAAUUCUUCACACUCAACAAAACCACCGCUGAGCUGCGGGUCCUGCAGCCAAUCAGCCGGGACCUCUACCACACCUUUGACUUGGUAAUCAAGGCAGAGCAGGAUAAUGGCCACCCCCUCCCUGCCUUUGCUAGUCUGCACAUUGAGGUGCUGGAUGAGAAUAAUCAGGCCCCGUACUUUCAAGUGUCCACUUACCAGGGCUUCGUAAUCGAGUCAGCGCCCGUGGGUACCACCAUCUCCAGCAACAUGAACCUCACAGCCCCAAUGGGAAUAAUUGCCUUGGAUAAUGACAUCGAGGAGACAAGAGAUCCCAUGGUGGACAUAACCUUGGACGACUUCAACGCCAUCUUCAGAGUGACUCCCUCAGGGAUAACGCGCUACCUGACCCUGCUGAAGCCGGUGGACCGGGAGGUGAAGCAGACCUACACCUUCACGAUGGUGGCCUCAGACGGAGUGCAGGAGAGCGCUCCAGUGACCAUUAACAUCCUGGUGAUAGAUGCCAACGACAACACUCCGACCUUCUCCGACGUCUCCUACAGUGUCAAUGUUUACACCGACAUGCAGCCGGGCGAACCCGUAUUACAGCUAACAGCACAGGACGCGGACGAGGGCACCAACGGCAUGAUCUCCUACGAGAUCCUGGCAGGGGGCCAGGGAGAUUUCGUCAUCGACGGGCGCACGGGGCUGAUCGCCGUGGCACCGGGCGUCACCCUGAUCGUGGGCCGCACCUACGCCCUGACGGUGAAGGCGGCGGACGGCGCUCCCGCAGCCCAGAGAAGGAGCUCCAUCACCACCGUGUACAUCGAGGUCCUGCCACCCAACAACCAGAGCCCCCCACGCUUCCCGCUAAUCAUGUACAGCCUGGAGGUCAGCGAGGCCAUGAGGAUAGGAGCCAUUCUGCUGAACUUGCAGGCAACAGACCGUGAAGGCGAUCCCAUCACGUACACUAUCCAAGACGGUGACCCUGAGAAAACAUUCAACCUCUCUGAAACUACUGGGCUUUUGAUCCUGGGCAAACCGUUGGACUGGGAGACCUUGGACCACUACACCCUGACCGUCACCGCCUCCGACGGGAACCCAGGAGGGACCUCAACAACCACUGUGAACAUUGUGGUCACUGAUGUCAAUGACAACGACCCCACCUUCGACCCCUUCCUGCCAACAAACUUCACUGUCCCAGAGGAGGAAGCAAACGUGUUUGUGGGUCAAGUGAAGGCCUUGGACCCGGACUCAGGGGCUAACGGGCAGGUGCGCUACCGGGUGGUGAACCACGUGGGCCUUUUCCGGAUCAACUCCAACGGCAGCAUCUUCACGGCGGCGCGGCUGGACCGCGAGACCCAGGCGCAUUACGACCUGAUCAUAGAGGCCUCCGACGGGGCGGUGGACCCGCGCCGCACCGCCAUCACGCUGUCCGUGGAGGUGCUGGACAUCGACGACAACAGCCCCGUGUUCUCCCAGGCCUCCUACACCGCCAACCUGCCCGAGAACAGCCCGGCGGGGACCGUGUUUCUGCAACUCAGCGCUGUAGAUGUGGACCUUGACUCUAACGUCACGUACCAAAUCAGAACAGAGGAAGCCAAGCUGCUGUUCUCCAUCCACCCAAUCACGGGAGAGCUCUCCGUGCUCCAGCCCCUGGAUUUCGAGGACCUGGCUGCUGCAGGCGCAACCUACACCUUUGUGGUGGAAGCACUGGACAGCGGUGGGCUGAUGCCCCCUGGCAUGGCCACAGUCACAGUCAAGAUCACGGAUAUGAACGAUUUCUCUCCAGUGUUCAGCCAGGCCCUGUACCACGGGAUGGUGGCUCCAGACGCAGACAAAGGGACCUUCAUCACCACUGUGUUUGCCAAGGACCAGGACCCCCCUGGCUCAGCAGCCAGUCACGUGCGCUACAGAGUGGACCUGGACCUGUCUCCCUACAGCGGCAGCAUUUUUGACGUGGAGGAAGAUUCCGGAAGGGUGGUCACAAAGGUCAAUCUCAACGAGGAGCCCAGCAUGAUUUUUAGGCUGGUCAUCAUUGCCUAUGACGACGGGGACCCAGUGAAGCUGAAUAGGACUGUUGUUCGAAUCUCUGUCGUUCAGCCUUCUAUAAUCCCCACAUUCACCCCAGAAGAAUACAGGUUCCCGCUGGUCAGUGAGAACGCUCCUGUGGGAACAGUGGUCGGGGUCAUCCUGGCUGUUGCAGUGAACCAGACCAUCGUCUACUCCAUCGUGGGCGGGAACGAGGAAGGCCACUUUGUGGUGAACAACGUCACCGGGGUCAUCUCCACCGCCAAGCCCCUGGAUUACGAGAACAUCACCGAGUACGUGCUCCGGGUGCAGGCCGACUCCAUGGCCAUCGCCUUGUCCAACUUCAACGUGGCGUCCAAAACAAACACGGGUACGGUGUUCGUCUUUGUUCAGGAUGAGAACGACCAUCGCCCCGUGUUCACCCGUCAGCUGUACCUCGGCGGGGUGGCAGAGGACACAAAGACCUUCUCCUCCGUGCUCCGGGUCAAUGCCACGGACAAGGACACAGGGAACUACAGUGCCAUGCUGUACAAACUGAUAAUCCCCCCCACCAUCGACAGCCAGGACGCCUUCGUGAUCGAGAAGUACACCGGCAUCAUCAAGAGCGCCAUCGUGUACAGAAACAUGCGCCGGUCCUACUUCGAGUUCGAAGUCGUCGCCACGGACGACUACGGGGCCGGUCUGAGCAGCAGCGCAGAUGUCGUGAUCUCUGUGGUGAAUCAGCUGGACAUGCAGGUGGUGGUGUCCAACGUCCCGCCUGCUGUGGUGGAGGAGAACAAGGAGCAGCUGAUUGGGAUCCUGGAGCGUUAUAUCCAGGACCAGAUCCCGGGGGCCAAAGUGGUGGUGGAGUCCAUCGGGGCCCGGCGGCACGGAGACGGGUUCGAGCUGGAGGACUACACCAAAUCCGACCUGAUGGUGUACGCCAUCGACCCUCUGACCAACAGGGCUAUAUCCCGACAGGAGCUCUUUAAGUUUCUGGACGGGAAGCUGCUGGACAUUAAUAAGGAGUUCCAGCCACACCUGGGUGAGGGCGGCCGCAUCCUGGAGAUCCGCUCGCCCGACAUCGUGGCCAGCGUGAAGAAGGCCGCGCAGGCUGUGGGCUACACCGAGGGGGCGCUGCUCGCCCUGGCCAUCAUCAUCAUCCUCCUCUGCAUCCCCGCCAUCCUCAUCGUCAUGGUUACCUACAACCAGUUCAAAGAGCGACAGGCGGAGUGCGCCAAAACCGCCAGGAUCCAGAUGGCACUGCCGGCGGGGAAAGCUGCCGGGGCAGCCCCCAGCAAUCUCUACGAGGAGCUGGGCGACAGCACCAUGCGGAGAGGCACGGGGAGACGACAACAUCAGCAGUUGCUGAGGCCGUCCCUCCUCCGGCCCGAGGAGCUGUCUAUGGAGUCUGGCAUCGACCCUGGACAAGAGUACUAUGCUCAGGACUACUAUAAUUAUGAUCAGGGGUAUGACUUGCCACAGUACGGGAGCCGCAGAAAGCUGAUCUCCCCCAUGUACGAUGAAUAUGGAGAGGUAAUCAUGGAGGAUGAUGGGUUUUACUACAGCCCACAUGGCUCUGAGGUGCGUGGGAGAGGGCGGGGCAGACGACCAAUGCGAGGCGGCCCGCCCAGGAGGGUCGGGUUUAGGGACCUGCCUCCCGAGGAUGAGAUUGAGGCGGAGCCAGAAGAAGCCGCCGCCGCGGAAACCGGAAGCUCGAAAGCCGCCAAGAGGCUGAAGUCGGUCAUGAAGCUGAGCAAGCUGUUAGUGUCCUCCAAAGGCGCCGAACCGCCCGCCGACGCACCCACGCCUUCGUCCCCCUGGAAAAAGGCCAAACUAUUCCCCAUGAUGUUCAAGGGCAAGAAGGACAAGGACUACGCCAAGCUGAUGUCCGCACGGCGCGUUGACAGCCAGGACAGCCUGGCCGGCCUGCCCUCCACGGCGGAGGGCGUAGUCUCGGAGAAGCCGUCGGCCAAGAAGCAGCUGGGCAAAAUGCUGAAGCGCAUCAACAUCUCCAAAAAGCUGCAGGUUCGGCGGGAGUCCCAGGGCAGCCUCAGGAGCUCGGCCGCAGGAAGCGAGAAGGACGAGGUCUCCUCGCGAGGUGCCAGUGAGGAGGAGGAGAGGAAGUCCAAGGUCUCCAUCAGCGUGACGGGGGAGAGCGAGCCAGAGGCUAGUGGCUCGGAUGUCGAGAGAGCCCGCCGGGCGAGGGACCAGUCUGGGGACGAGUCUGCCGCUUCCGGUGAGGAUAAGGACUAUCUUAAAGUGGACCUGGACAGAGACGAUGCCCUGGAAAGCACGGUGGAUUCGGAUGAGGAGCAGGAGGAGCCCGUCGACGACUCGGAUGAGGAGAGCAAGUCCAAGUCCGAGAAAGACGAUGAUGCAGAAGAAGAGUCUGGAACAGAAAAAGAAUCAGGCACAGAGAAAGAAUCGGGCACAGAGAAAGAAUCGGGCACAGAGAAAGAAUCGGGUACUGAGAAAGAAUCAGGUACAGAAAAAGAAUCGGGUGCUGAAGAAGAGUCUGAAACAGAAAAAGGGUCAGGCUCGGAGGAAGAGUCGGGUACAGAGAAAGGGUCAGGUACGGAAGACGAGUCAGGUACAGAGAAAGAUUCUGAAGAGGAAGAAGAUGAGGACGAUGAAGACAAAAGCACGGCAUCUGGGGUAACGGGCUCUGGUUCGAAGAUGUCCUCCUCUGCCCGCUCUUCCAUGAAGUCAUCCAGGACAGCCACCAGCAGGGCAUCAUCAGAGAAGUCCAGUGGGCAGAGUAGUGAUGUUGGCGGCUCUGCCUCUGAAUCAGGUUCCCAGAGAUCUGGCUCUGAGUCAGGCUCCCAGAGAUCUCCCUCCGUGUCAGGCUCCCAGAGAUCGGCGUCUGAGUCAGGCUCCCAGAGAUCUGGCUCCGAGUCAGGCUCCGAGAGGUCCUCCAUCCACUCCUCAGCAAGGUCUUCCCUGACCGGGGCCAGCAGACGGUCUUCAGAGCAAUCGGGCGGAGAGGCCUCAGGGAGCGAGGCCGGCAGCAGUGCAGGGCGAAGCGGGAGCGAGGCGGAGGCCAGCGGGUCAGAGGUCAGCGGGUCAGAAGAUGGCGGGUCAGUGCGCAGCAGUGCCUCCAGCCGCCGGUCGACCGGCGGAAGCUCGCAGUCCGGAAGUGAGAGGAGCGCUGCAAGCUCCAGAUCCACCGGCGGGAGCCAUAGGUCCCGGAAAUCCAUCCUCUCUGGAGGCUCUGAGGACACGAUCGAUGAGGAGAGCGAGCAGGAGGCAUCAGACGAGGCGGAGUCAAAGCCCUCGGAGGAUGAGUCCAGCACAGGGGCGCAGUCCAGGAGAUCCAGCAUCUCGACUAUAAAAAGCGGGGGGAGUGUUGGCCCGCACGUGGGAACGCCGUAUGGCUCGGAAGAGAGCAGCAGCGCAGUGGAAAGCUCUGAUGAUUUUCAUGGACUUUCUCCUAUAACUGAAGUCGACGAGGAUGCAAUAACUUCCGGCAAAACGUCUGUGGCCUCAGAAGACAGCGGCCAUAGCGAGCCCUCGGUUGGGUCCAACGAUGAGGAUGGGGAGGAUGAAGAGUCGGGGGCCGAGGGAGGUGGCACCUCUUUGUAGAUGAACUGUAGGGCAGUCAAUAUGGGCGAAACAAGAGGAUCAAACUUGUGGUUGACCGGGAGCAUGAGACCAGCUCCACAGGGGAAGACAGCGCCCCUGAGUCCCAGCGGAACCGCCUGUCCAACCUGAGCAGCCACAGCAAUGUAAACGGGACCGUCUA
Conger conger (European conger) is the source of this 6766-nucleotide messenger RNA. Its product is annotated as protocadherin-15-like. Bases 31 to 6606 code for a protein of 2191 amino acids. Gene Ontology annotation, biological process: homophilic cell-cell adhesion; inner ear development; sensory perception of sound. Gene Ontology annotation, cellular component: plasma membrane; catenin complex; stereocilium. Gene Ontology annotation, molecular function: calcium ion binding; cadherin binding. The transcript is spliced from 39 exons. NCBI's taxonomy places the organism in Eukaryota, Metazoa, Chordata, Actinopteri, Anguilliformes, Congridae. The record is from RefSeq and is a predicted model, not a curated record.